This is a messenger RNA of Oikopleura dioica, 4275 nucleotides long. NCBI's taxonomy places the organism in Eukaryota, Metazoa, Chordata, Appendicularia, Copelata, Oikopleuridae. The record is from the annotation of a GenBank genome assembly.
AUGUUGUUAAUUUUGCUUUUUCACGCUGUUUUUGCCCAAAACGGAGAUGGGCCAAUUUCAGAUAUAAUAAAUGGAAAUGGAACGGUUAGGUACGAUACAACAACAGUCGGAAACUCUAGCAAUUAUCAAGACGAAAGUAGAAGGCAAAAAUUGAAAGAGGAUGAGGUGCAAGUCCGGGCUAUUUUCGGCAUAAUAGUUGGCAACGAUGAUUUAAUCAAUGCAUGUUACGAAGCUGCCAGAGCGUAUCAAAUCGUCGAUGGCGAUUUUCAAACAACCGUUUCCACAAAUUUGACCAAUAUUUUCACGAAUGGGCAAGUAGCAAUAAGCGGGAACACGCCUUUGGCUGGUUAUUUUAAUCAAACUUUUACAUCGGCGCUGGAACCCAUCAACCCAGAAAUAUUAGAGUUUGGAGGAGAAGGAUUUGAUGAUGAUUUUCUCGAUCGCACCGAUUAUGUGUUUUCCGAUGAUUUCAUUUACUGCAACAUUUUAAACCGCCAAGUUGAGCAGUACGAAAACUCGGAGCUUCUUACAGUUACUUUCGCCUUUCGCUCAAAAAUAGAAAUUGACGAAGAAGAGUUUUCUGCUACUCUUGAAUUCGCCCUCACAAAACGAAACCUGCAACUGCUCAAGAUCAUCCCUUACACUCCCGAAACAAUGGUAUAUUUCAUCGUCCAAAUCUGUACUGUCGCCAUUGUCGGAGCUGGAGGAUUGGGUCUUUUGAUUGGAAACAUCAUUGCUGGUGGCUGUUCAACCGUUUUCCACUCACUCAUGAUGGGAGUAUUGCAAGUAGUAGACAUUUACCCUGAUGUCUACACAUGGUACGAGUACAACACUGAUGAUAAAAUUGCCGUGUCCGUUAAUUCCUACGUGUCAGUCUUCUUGAUCGGGAGCCAAGUAACAAAUGCUUUCUGGGUCUCUAUUUUUGCCUUUAUCAUUCUUCAAGCAAUCAAAAUCAUUGAAGCGCUUGCAUCUUUGUGUAUGCCUAAAUGUGGCUGCAAACAGUGUCUCCAAUUUCACAAAGAGCAGAAAAAGCUGGAUAAAGCGACAGGAACUUGCUCGAAAAGGAUGGGAUUCGUUUUGCUCUUCAUCAAGCUUUCUGCUGCGAUUUGUUUUGCAGUAGAAACAGUUCAGGCGUACGUGAUUGACAACUGCGUUGAGAUCAAUGUAAAAACAACGAUUGAAGAUGACAAAAGUGCCUUUUGUAAAAGUUUACCAGUACCGGUUGAUCAUAACUGGUAUCGGCGACGAGUACAAGAGACCGGGUUUUGCAUUGAAAAUGAACUGAUCGAUGGUGCUCAAGAUUUCAAAACAGUCGUCUAUCCUUUCCGAUCUGGCUGCACGAAUAUGAUUGAACGAAGCUUUAUUGGUAUUCUUAGAAAAAUGUAUCGUCAAAUCCCAGGUGGUCCUCAGGGGUUCGGCGAUUUCGGCGGUGAAUCGGAGAAGGCAGCGCGCUCGGUUUUUGUCGGAAACAUUCCUUACGAAGCGACGGAAGAGCAGAUUAGAGACAUUUUCAGCGAAGUCGGAGUGGUACUUAGUUUCCGGCUGGUUUAUGAUAGGGAAACGGGAAAACCCAAAGGAUAUGGCUUCUGCGAAUACAAGGACACGGAUACAGCCAUGUCCGCGAUGCGAAAUCUAAACAGUCGAGAACUUCAUGGGCGAAAUUUGCGCGUCGAUCACGCUACCCGCGACCACGGAAUGGAAAAAGAACAGCCUCAAGCUUCAAUUUCUCGCUCUGGCACUGUUGGCCUUGGUGGCCCAGUCGCUCCGCCAGUGGAGUCAAUUUACGGACCAUCUUGUAAUCCUGCUGAUGCACCGGAGCUGAUAUCGCAAGCGAUUAAUUCGCUACCACCAGAGCAGAUUUACAAACUCGUCAAAGAAAUGAAAGAUGUCAUCAUGAAAAACCCAGUAGAAGCGAGAAACAUGCUUCUCCAAAACCCUCAACUUGCGUAUGGACUACUUCAGGCACAAGUAGCCAUGAGGAUUGUUACAUCAGAUCAUGCAGUUACCAUGCUUCAUCCAAAGACAAACACGGUCAAAGCUGUUGAACCAGCAGUGAUAAACAAGCCAGCUCCUCAAGCAUCCGCUCCUCCUCCUCAGCCACAAAUGAUGAGGCAACAAGCUGCUCCGCAAAUGCCACCAAUGCGCAGCGAUUACGACCGAUCCUACCAAAGAAAUGGUAAAAUUCACAAUUCACAAGCGGAAAAUACACUCGAAUUUCAGCUCCUCCUCAAAAUCAACCGCCAGCAGCGCAAAUGCGGCAUGAUCCUCGACAACAACAAGCUCGCCAACAACAACACAUUAAGACCGAGCCGCGCUCUGGAAAUGACGAUGACGAAAAAGCAAAGUUCCUCGACUUUAGCUGGAAGGAAAUCUGAAGAAAAAGGAUCGAAGAAGAAUCAGAAUUCAUCUGCAGAAGAAGCUCAUUGUUCAAAAUCAUAUUCAAAUGCGAAUGCCGAAUGUAAGCCUGUCAAACUCAGUUUUGCAAUAAAGAAGCCACCUGAAAGAAAGAAAAUUACUAUCGAGCCGGUUAGCAAAAAGAAAAGGCCUCAGAAAAGGGAAGAAAACGAAAGGGAGAGUAAGACUGUCGACAUUCCAAAAGACUUCAAGAAACUUGCCAAAACAUUCGGGUUGCCAGAAGAGCAUCUAGACUUUUUCUACGAAAACAGAACAUCUUUCAACUGGGAAUUUAAAGAUUGGACGAAUAUUCAAUGUACCGAAACUACCUGUAAAUUGACAACUAAACUUGGUCCGAAGUGCCUUUUUGAUCACAUGAUUACUGUUCACAGCUACCGGGAGAUUCCAUGUGACCACGUUGACUGCUCUUUUAUCGCAUACUCGUCGCUCUUCAAUUCUCUAAUAAUGAGCAAUGCACAUCCUUCUCAAAAGUCGAUCGAAAAAUUCUUCAUCCCUCAAUAUGGCCUUUCAAUUUUCAGCAAAACCGCGAACGGGUACACAUCUUACACUUACAACUUCUUCCUAUCCCCCGUCGGUCCUCAUCACGAGGACAGAUCUUCAAGAAGAUACGAAAUUCUCGACAAUACGAAGCUUGAUCGAGAACGAUUGAUGGCCGAGCAUCCUGCUGAAACAAUCGCGCUGCUGGACGAAUACAAAAAGCAAAUCGAACAGUUCCUUGCUCAAGAAGAGAAGAAUUCCUUCAAUCUUCCGCCUUGCAACUCUUUCAUUCGAAGAUUAGUUCACAUGGUCGUCAAGCCAGAAUUUGCGGGCAAGGCACAGUUCAUUUCUGGUCGAAAUGAGAAUAACGAACCAGUUGUAACGAUUUUGAAAACGAUGAAGACGGAAGAAGAGGUCAAGCUUGCCGAAGUUGACGCUGAGGAAGAGGCGAUGAAGGAAAAACUCGGAUUUCUUCACAUUCUUCGCGUCAUUUCAGUUUCAAAGACGCCGCUGGUCUUCCACGCUGGCGAGCUGGAUCUUUAUCUGACAAUGAAGCACUUUUUCCUCGACGAUUUACCGGAAACCCUAGAAGAGUUCAAAUCAAUUACCACUGCCACUUUUCCACAGAUCUUUGAUACACUUUUGAUGUCGAGAAACGAACCGCUAAAGUCGAACUUUCCAGAGGGCAACUCGCUCGGCGAGAUUUUCAAGAAGGUCCAAGAUCAGCCUUUCGCCUUGAAUGCCGCACAAAUCCACAUUGCUGACGGAUACCGCGACUACAAAGCCUUCGGUGGUCAAGUUCACGAAGCUGGCUACGAUGCCUGGAUGACUGGAGUCGCCUUUAUCCACAUGAUGGGCUAUCUGAACCUUGUUUCCAAAACAAAGCCCGGUUCAAAACUGACGGAGUCGGCGAUUUCAAAAAUCUUCAAGAACCGAUACUCAAUUAGCGGAAUGUACGACAUUCAUCAUAUUUCGUUGGAUAGAGCCGAUGCUGUUCCAAAAAGAAAUCAUUGUUUUCACCUCUCUUUUCCAACAAGCUGGAGACAACACGAUAUUUACGAGCUUUUCCGAGUUUGUGGACGCAUACGAGUAAUGUGGAUUGACGAUGGAAGCGCUUUUGUGGCGAUUGAGGAUCAUUCUGCUGUUAAUCUUGUCAAUUCGAUCAAGAAAGACCCUGAUUACUGUAUCUUACCGUAUCAGGAAUGGAAAGCGACGCAAGAAAACGGUGCUCCCCCAACACCAAAGAAGAGAAAAGUAUCAGAGCCGGAGAAGAACGGAACUAGCCCAAAGACCACUGCCAUGAACGACCUGUCACUUCAGGCGAAACCGACAGCUAGGAAAGAAAAAGAAGCUGUUUUUGAGAAUGAAUCUGUUUGGGAAUAG